Molecule: messenger RNA, 1605 nt
Organism: Mixia osmundae IAM 14324
Lineage: Eukaryota; Fungi; Basidiomycota; Mixiomycetes; Mixiales; Mixiaceae
Exons: 4
Coding region: 1-1605 (534 amino acids)
Molecular function (GO): protein serine/threonine phosphatase activity
Source: RefSeq, a predicted model, not a curated record
AUGAACUCGCUCAACUACCUCUCCAACCUAUGGAGCCCUCCCCAGGCUCGUGCGGGUGAUACGACCGUGCCUAGCUCUGCCACGUCCUCCGCAGUCUCAUCUGGCGCCUCGACGCCUACAAGGGAUCGCCCAAGAGAAGGUCCUGCCAAACCAGCAGCGCCUUCAAGCUCGCAUGGGCCAGAAAGAUACCCCAUCGUCUAUCCGGAGGCCUCCACCUCCAGGCUGCCCGACGACGGUCACGGUGUGCAGCAUGAUGCCGCUCCUGGACCUGAGAACGAAGAGAGCAUCAACGCAAGCUUGGCUGCUCUGGCGGCCACCCAACAAGCUUCCCUCGAUAGACGGGACGGCCAGCGCCGCCAUGACGCCGGACACAUCCCGCCUUUGCUUAUUCGCAGCAGAAGCAGCAAUAGAUCGAUCAGGCGUCGCUCUCUGCGGCGACGCCGGUCAGCACGCGAUGCUCCCAGCCGGUCAGGAAGCUCCACCCCGACAGACGCUGCCGCUCAUGUCACUCGUACAUUGCCCGUCCGCAUCGGUGUGGCGCUCUAUAUGCUUUUCAGACGGCUCCUCGGCCUGCUGGGGAUACGAACGACGCGCCGCAAGCUCGCUUCUCUUCACACCGUUGACGUCGUAGACUUGGACGCGCGACGUCAGGAGAAGCACACGAUACCCGCUCAGGCCGAAGAGGUCAUCACCGAGCCACCGCCGCCGAGCUACGAUGUUGCGAUCGGCCGCGCCCAAGUCUCGCUCGUAUCGCGUUAUAUGCCCUUCAGCUUUCCAAAGCCAAGAGACCGUUCCAGCGAAACUUCGCAUGACAGCGAGCAACCGGCACAACACCACGUCCUGUAUAGCUGGAACUAUCUGCCGACGCUGGGUCGCCGUCGGCGUAGUCCUUCCACCGUAUCAAGUCUCUCGUCGGCGUCAGGCGCCGUGCACGAAGUCGACGAUGACGAUUCUGAUGAAAGGGUCAGCAAAGUCGCACCUGCUGAAUCACAGCAGCCAAUGCCCAGUCGUCUCAAGUCCACUGCCCUCACAGUUCUUGCAAGGCCAAAGACGCUCGUGCUCGAUCUCGACGAGACUUUGAUCCACUCCACCUCGCGACUACCCCUGGGACAAUCCACUGCGGGCUGGGGCGGCAACAACGGACUGAAGGUACGCGUCGUAGAGGUCGUACUCGACGGCAAAAGCGUUGUCUACCACGUCUACAAACGUCCGUGGGUGGACUUCUUUCUCAGAAAGGUCUCGACUUGGUACACCGUCGUCAUCUUCACGGCCUCGAUGCAAGAAUAUGCUGAUCCUGUGAUCGACUGGCUCGAUCAAGGCAGGGGCCUCAUAGACGGCAGACUAUUUCGAGAAAGUUGUAUGUAUACUGGCGGCUCGUACGUCAAAGAUUUAAGUAUAGUAGAUGCGGACCUGGCCAAGGUCUGUCUCGUUGACAACUCGCCGAUCAGCUAUGCCAAGAAUCCUUCAAAUGGCAUUCCAAUCGAAGGUUGGAUCAAUGAUCCGUCUGAUGAGGCCCUCCUGGAUCUCUUGCCGAUGCUCGAUUCGCUCAGAUUCAGCAACGAUGUGCGACGGAUAUUAGGCUUGCGCGGCUUUAGCGUAAAGUGA